CGGCAGGAUGGGUUCCGAUGUCCCGGUUCAGGCACGAGCUGGGCAGCCCGACGCGCGCCGCGGGCGAGGAAGGCCCCCGGCACAGGCCCCGGACAAUCGAGUCGGCGUCGCUGCCCCCGCCGUCGCCGCCCGCUUCCCAGCCGAUGGGUCGCGACACACGCUCGCGAUCGCGGUCGGUGGGUCGCAGGAGCCGAAGACAGCGGAGCCGCAGCGCGAGUCGGAGCCGGAGCCGGAGCCGGAGCGGAAGCCAUGGGCGGCGAAGCCGGCGGCGCCGGGACAACGAAGGGAGGCGCCGGCGGCGGCGACAGAGCCCGGAGCGCAGGUCGGAGUCGGAGGACGAGCAGUGGCGGGGCCGUGGCCGACAGAGCCGCAGCCCGCGGCGCUCCCUGGACCGCUCCUCGGAUGUGGCCUCCGACGAGGAGCCGCGGCUGCAGCGCCGGCGCGGGGGGCGGCGGCGGCGGCGGCGCCGGGCACACUCGUGGUCUCCGGGGUCCUCCUCGGCGUCCAGCUCGGCGUCCCCCAGCGGCUCCCCCAGCCCGCGUGAGGCGGCGGCGCUGAGCCGGCAGCGGGCCCUGCAGGAGCGGCUGCGGCUGCGGGAGGAGCGCAAGCAGCAGGAGGAGCUGAUGAAGGCGUUCGAGACGCCCGAGGAGAAGCGCGCGCGCAGGCUGGCCAAGAAGGACGCCAAGGAGCGCAAGAAGCGCGAGAAGAUGGGCUGGGGGGAGGAGUACAUGGGCUACACCAACACCGACAACCCCUUCGGAGACAACAACCUGCUGGGCACCUUCAUCUGGAACAAGGCCCUGGAGAAGAAGGGAAUCAGCCACCUGGAGGAGAAGGAGCUGAAGGAGCGGAACAAGAGGAUCCAGGAAGACAAUCGGCUGGAGCUGCAGAAGGUGAAGCAGCUGCGGCUGGAGAGGGAGCGGGAGAAGGCCAUGCGCGAGCAGGAGCUGGAGCUGCUGCAGCGGGAGAAGGAGGCCGAGCACUUCAAGACGUGGGAGGAGCAGGAGGACAGCUUCCACCUCCAGCAGGCCAAGCUGCGCUCCAAAAUCCGCAUCCGAGACGGGCGCGCCAAACCCAUCGACCUCCUGGCCAAGUACAUCAGCGCCGAGGACGACGACCUGGCGGUGGAGAUGCACGAGCCGUACAGCUUCCUCAACGGGCUGACGGUGGCCGACAUGGAGGACCUGCUGGAGGACAUUCAGGUGUACAUGGAGCUGGAGCAGGGCAAGAACGCCGACUUCUGGCGGGACAUGACCAUCAUCACGGAGGACGAGAUCUCCAAGCUCCGCAAGCUCGAGGCCUCGGGCAAGGGGCCAGGGGAGCGGCGGGAGGGCGUGAACGCCUCGGUCAGCUCGGACGUGCAGUCGGUGUUCAAGGGGAAGACCUACAGCCAGCUGCGGGUCAUCUUCCAGGGCAUCGAGGGCAAGAUCCGCGCGGGGGGCCCCAACCUGGACAUGGGCUACUGGGAGAGCCUCCUGCAGCAGCUGCGCGCGCACAUGGCCCGUGCCCGGCUGCGUGAGCGGCACCAGGAUGUGCUGCGGCAGAAGCUGUACAAGCUGAAGCAGGAGCAGGGCGUGGAGAGCGAGCCCCUCUUCCCCAUCCUCAAGCAGGAGCCCCCGUCCCCCAGCCCCAGCCUGGACCCCGAAGAGCCGGCCCCCACGCCCCCCGGGCCCUCGGACGGCGCACCCGCGGAGGCGGAGGCCGACGGCACCGCACCAGCCGAGGGCGAGGCGGACGGGGAGGCCGUGCUCAUGGAGGAGGACCUGAUCCAGCAGAGCCUGGACGACUACGACGCCGGCAAGUACAGCCCCCGGCUGCUGACCGCGCACGAGCUGCCCCUGGACGCCCACGUGCUGGAGCCGCACGAGGACCUGCAGCGCCUGCAGCUGUCCCGCCAGCAGCUGCAGGUCACAGGUGACGCCAGCGAGAGCGCCGAGGACAUCUUCUUCCGGCGGGCCAAGGAGGGCAUGGGGCAGGACGAGGCGCAGUUCAGCGUGGAGAUGCCGCUGACGGGCAAGGCCUACCUGUGGGCCGACAAGUACCGGCCGCGCAAGCCGCGCUUCUUCAACCGCGUGCACACGGGCUUCGAGUGGAACAAGUACAACCAGACGCACUACGACUUCGACAACCCGCCGCCCAAGAUCGUGCAGGGCUACAAGUUCAACAUCUUCUACCCCGACCUCAUCGACAAGCGCUCCACGCCCGAGUACUUCCUGGAGGCCUGCGCCGACAACCGGGACUUCGCCACGCUGCGCUUCCACGCGGGGCCGCCCUACGAGGACAUCGCCUUUAAGAUCGUCAGCCGCGAGUGGGAAUACUCGCACCGCCACGGCUUCCGCUGCCAGUUCGCCAACGGCAUCUUCCAGCUCUGGUUUCACUUCAAGCGCUACCGCUACCGCCGUUGACGCGGCCCCAUCCAGGGACUCGUGGCCUUCAGACCGCCAAGAUCAGAGCAGCCAGCAGCAGCCUGAGGGCCCACCCCCUCCUCCUGCUCUGCACCUUCCAGAAGAUUAUGGGCACUCAGUCCCACCGAUUACCCCACCUUGGUCCCAUCAUCAUCCCCCCAUCAGGGCAAAAGCCAAGAGCCUCUAGUGGCCUCGGUGGCUAGCAAGGUGGGCGCCAAACCCUCCCCCACCCUGCUGGGUCCGGGGCCUCCAGGGAGCCCCCCACGUUGGGUCAGCUGCCUUCCAGGGUGCCCCCCGCAGCCUUCGGCACUGACUCUCUUGACUUGGGAUUCUGGAAACCUCCUGCGUCACCACAGCCUGGGCCCGGGGCCCCCACCCCCACCCCCGGCACUCCCCAGGACAUCUGC
Messenger RNA from Sorex fumeus (smoky shrew), 2812 nucleotides. RefSeq names its product cactin, spliceosome C complex subunit (gene CACTIN). Gene Ontology annotation, biological process: negative regulation of innate immune response; mRNA cis splicing, via spliceosome. Gene Ontology annotation, molecular function: protein binding. The record is from RefSeq and is a predicted model, not a curated record. Gene Ontology annotation, cellular component: cytoplasm; spliceosomal complex. NCBI's taxonomy places the organism in Eukaryota, Metazoa, Chordata, Mammalia, Eulipotyphla, Soricidae.